AUGGAUAGAGAACCUAAAGAAGGACCAGGUGUCACUAUUCGAACAGCUGAGAAAGAUCACGUUGAUUUUAUAUUAAGAAAUGUCGAUUUAUCAGUAGCAAAUUCAAUAAGAAGAACAAUGUUGGCAGAAGUUCCAACUUUAUCUAUAGAUUUAGUUGAAAUUGAAAAAAAUACUUCUGUUUUAGCUGAUGAAUUUUUAUCUCAUAGAUUAGGUUUAAUUCCUUUAGUUAGUGAAGGUAUAAAAGAUUUAACAUAUUCAAGAGAUUGUACUUGUGAUAAUUAUUGUACCAAAUGUUCAGUUACUUUACAAUUAUUAGCUAGUUGUACUGCUGAAACAACAAUGAAUGUUUAUGCUUCAGAUUUACUUAAAACUACUCAUACUGGUUCAAAACUAGGUGAUCCAGUAUUUAGAGAUCCACGUAAUAGAGGUCCAAUCAUUUGUAAAUUAAGAAAAGAUCAAGAAUUGGCAUUAACUUGUAUUGCUAAAAAAGGUAUUGCUAAAGAACACGCUAAAUGGUCCCCAUGUGCUGCCGUUGGAUUUGAAUAUGAUCCUUGGAAUAAACUAAAACAUACCGAUUAUUGGUAUGAAGUUGAUGCUGAAUCUGAAUGGCCAAAAUCAAGAAAUUGUGAUUGGGAAGAAGCUCCUGAUCCAGAAGCUAAAUUUGAUUAUAAAGCAAAACCAAAUACUUUUUAUUUUGAUGUUGAAACUGUUGGAAAUUUACCUCCUAAUGAAGUUGUAGUAAGAGCAAUUGAAACUUUACAAAAUAAAUUAGGUGCUCUUACUGUGGAAUUAAAUUCUGAAAGUAUUGAAGGUAAUGAUGCUUCAAAUGCUGCUGCUGGUGGUUUCACUACUUAUGGUAGAACAGAUUAUGGUGGUAAUACCAAUUAUGGUGGCAAUACCAAUUAUGGUGGUUCUGGAGGUCCUGGUGAUGGUGGUCAAACUCCAUAUGGUGAUAGUGGAUUCGGUGGUGCUUCAUGGAAUUAA
Messenger RNA from Candida tropicalis MYA-3404, 984 nucleotides. Its product is annotated as DNA-directed RNA polymerase II core subunit. The transcript has a single exon. Gene Ontology annotation, molecular function: DNA binding; DNA-directed RNA polymerase activity; protein dimerization activity. The record is from RefSeq and is a predicted model, not a curated record. Gene Ontology annotation, biological process: DNA-templated transcription. Gene Ontology annotation, cellular component: RNA polymerase II, core complex. Bases 1 to 984 code for a protein of 327 amino acids. Lineage: Eukaryota; Fungi; Ascomycota; Pichiomycetes; Serinales; Debaryomycetaceae.